GGAUGCUCGAGUAUGCAUCCCGCAGCGCGAACCAAACCUCGGGAGACCUACCCUUCAGCGGACACGCGGGACGUAUCCGCGCUAUCGAGUACUCGCCAGACAACAGGUUUCUCGCAACAGCAGGUGAAGAUGCCACAGUACGCCUCUGGAACCCCGAUACCGGGAAGUUGAUUCGAUUCGGCGACGUUCUACAUGGCCCGCUUCUUGGACACGUAGACGUCAUAUCCAGCACCUGCUUCUCCUGGGACGGACAGUUGGUUCUUGACGGUUCUCACGCAAAAACGCUUUGCGUGUGGGAUAGCUCGACAGGAGAUCUCCGCUUACGACCUUUCAAAGGACAUUCGGGAAGUGUCACUUGCAUCGAGUACUCGCCCGACAAUCGAUUUCUCGCUACAGGCGGCGAUGAUGGCACCAUACAGCUCUGGAACCUGCGGACCGGCGAGCAAACCCAACUGAUGACCCCUAAUUACGCAGUCCGGACGCUCUCAAUCUGUCGUUUCAGCCGACAUAUGGUUGCUGGAAGUUUGCCAGAUGGAGGUUUUCAGAUCUGGGACACAGCGACAGGGGCCACUAUACAGGGCCCGCUUCGGGGGCCUAUCGACAUGACUUUUAGCAUAUGCUUUUCAUCAGACGCGAGUUGGGCGAUCGACAGCGCAGAGAGCAGAACCAUCUGUGUGUGGGAUACAUCUAGUGGAGCGCUAGUUACAGGACCUCUAAGGCACGACAGGUUACAAGGAGGCAUUCGGGCGGUCGCGUGCUCACCGCUGAAGGAUCGCAUUGCAUGCCUAUCAGACAAAGAUGAGGUGGUUGUCUGGGACGCAAAGACGAAUGAAGUGGUCCUUUCAUCUGCAAGUUUAUUUUCUACUCUAUAUGCAUGUGAUCACCAACUAAUAUUCAAUUUUACGUUAUCUAGUGGCAAGAUCCCAUUCAGGAGACACGACCUAGCCUGCUUUACCACUCGAACCAUGUUAUGA
This is a messenger RNA of Coniophora puteana RWD-64-598 SS2, 974 nucleotides long. RefSeq names its product WD40 repeat-like protein. The annotation marks the transcript as partial. NCBI's taxonomy places the organism in Eukaryota, Fungi, Basidiomycota, Agaricomycetes, Boletales, Coniophoraceae. Gene Ontology annotation, molecular function: protein binding. The transcript has 4 exons. The record is from RefSeq and is a predicted model, not a curated record.